ACGCGGACAGAAGAAGAGGCAGAACCCAGAACUACUGUCACGACCGUCCUCAUGACGACGAAAGAAAAAGUCUGAGUGAAAAAGAAAAUGAGCGGAAAAACUGCUUGUAAUUAAAGUCACAAGUUGUCAUGUGUACUCUGUAUAAUAGGAAGGAAGUGUUCUCGUGUACAGUGCUCCACUGUUGCUUUCUAUUUGCAUCUCCUCAGUGCUCCUCUGGUUGCGAAUAAACUGUAACUAAACAGUUGGUAAACUUUGUAAAAAUUGAGACAUUCGGGUCCUCCAGGGUUUAAGAGUUGUAGGUGGAAUUCAUCGACAGAGGACGUUAAAAGCACUAAUACUUAUAAUGUAUUAGGAGGAAAAAAGAAGACAGAAUGGCAGACAGAAGGACUUACAACGUUGUGGUUUUGGGUGUAGGAUUUCUGUUCAUUUUCACCGCCUUCACCACCUGUGGGAACAUUGAACAAACUGUGGUGAAAAGUCUGAACAAUUCAACUUUCAGCGGAAGUGGUUACCACAGUCUAGGGAUCAUCUAUGGAGUUUUUUCGUUCUCCAAUCUGGUUGCACCAACUGUUGUUACAGUUAUUGGAGCGAAACUGACCAUGUUUUUGAGUGGCCUACUUUACAGUGGUUACAUUGCAGUGUUCAUCAUGCCCUCUACUUGGUCAUUUUACCUGACCUCUGUUCUCAUCGGUAUAGGAGCAGCAUUGCUCUGGACUGCGCAGGGGCACUUCCUGGUGGAAAACUCCGAAGCUUCCACCAUCAACAGGAACACCGGGUUGUUCUGGGGUCUACUACAAUGCAGCAUGCUGUUUGGGAAUCUUUACAUUUACCUCGACUGGAACGGAAAAUCAGAAAUAUCAGACAGCAGCAGGAGGAAUAUUUUUCUGUUCCUGCUGGUCUCCUCCGUCCUUGGCACGCUCAGCUUCCUGGUCUUGAGGACGAGUCAUCGUGAAGAGGAGCUGCUGUCUGAAGAGGAAGGGCAGUCGCUGCUCUCAACGCGCACAACGUACAAGAACAGAGCCAACACCGCUCUUCAGGAUACCAAAACAGAGUUCCAAACCAUCCUGCAUCUAUUGAAGACAAAAACGAUAAUGCUCCUGAGUCCCUGCAUGGUCUACAGCGGGCUUGAGCUGUCUUUCUACAGUGGAGUGUACGGAACGUGCAUCGGCGCAACUGCCCACUUUGGAGAAGCAGCCAAGGGCUUCAUUGGGAUCUCUGGGAUAGUGGUGGGCAUCGGAGAAAUAGUAGGUGGGGGGUUGUUUGGACUCCUGUGCAAAAACAGUCGCUUCAGACGAACCUCGGUGGUGUUUCUGGGGAUGGUCGUCCAUUUCGUCGCUUCCUACCUGAUUUUCCUCAACAUCCCAGAUGACGCGCCUGUCGUCGUUGAAACCACCACAAAAAAGAAUCCAUUUCUAAGCCCAUCUGCAUCCAUUGCCCUGCUGUGCUCCUUCCUGCUUGGACUUGGAGAUAGUUGCUUCAACACGCAGCUCUACAGCAUAUUGGGUUAUGUUUACGCCGAACAAAGCACGCCUGCCUUCGCCAUCUUUAAAUUCAUCCAGUCUGUGAGUGCAGCAGUGGCGUUCUUCUACAGCGGCUACCUUCUGCUAACGUGGCAGCUCCUGCUUCUGGUCAUCCUCGGCUUUGCUGGAACUCUCUGCUUCUUCGUAGUUGAGAGGAUACAGGAGUACUCCAUGGAUUCACAGGAAUUUUGAAAAGCAGGAUUCUGUGGUCAGAAUCAUUUGGGUCCUGGAAAACAAAUGUAGUCCUGAAACUCAGUCUUGCAUUUUUAAUUUU
This is a messenger RNA of Xiphophorus hellerii (green swordtail), 1794 nucleotides long. RefSeq names its product UNC93-like protein MFSD11. The record is from RefSeq and is a predicted model, not a curated record. Bases 372 to 1712 code for a protein of 446 amino acids. The transcript is spliced from 13 exons. Lineage: Eukaryota; Metazoa; Chordata; Actinopteri; Cyprinodontiformes; Poeciliidae.